Messenger RNA from Cyclospora cayetanensis, 2937 nucleotides. RefSeq lists its product as uncharacterized. Gene Ontology annotation, biological process: chloride transport; transmembrane transport. Gene Ontology annotation, molecular function: voltage-gated chloride channel activity. The transcript is spliced from 10 exons. The record is from RefSeq and is a predicted model, not a curated record. Gene Ontology annotation, cellular component: membrane; early endosome; Golgi apparatus. Lineage: Eukaryota; Apicomplexa; Conoidasida; Eucoccidiorida; Eimeriidae. The coding region runs from base 1 to 2937 and encodes 978 amino acids.
AUGGCACUGAUAGAGCAUAGGCACUGCUACAAAGGGACCACGAAUCUCUGUGCAGGAGCUGCUGCUGACGAUGCACAGCCACAACCCCCAGGCGUAGGAGCCGCUGCCGCAACAUCUGCAACGGGGAAUGAUGGGAUGGCAGCGUCUCCCUGGGCCUUGAGCUCUGAGCUGCUGCAGCCACAACUGGUUAAGCAGCAGCCUAGACACCCUCAGGAAGCACCGGAGCAGGAUAGGAGUCAGCGGUGCAGCUUGCUGCAAGAUCAGCAGAUGCAGCGGCAACAAAAACGGCAGAAGAAAGAUGCCGACGCUUUCCUGCUCCCUGCCAGCCCCUCUUCCGCAUUGGCUGGCAGUUUAGAGCCCGAAUCCUCCUUCAUAGAGCUGCAGCAGCACCAGGAGCAACAGGAACAAAAGCAGCCAUCGCCGCUGCAAGACGAGUGGGUUGCGCCGUGGGAGCUUUUCAUUGGCAGUGGCGGCAACAGCAGCAGCAGCAGCAGCAGCAGCAAUAGGCAGCAGCGAAGCCGCGGCAUGAGGCAGCACCUGCAGCUGUUCAUGCGGUGUAUUGCUAAAACUCCCGCCUUCAUCGCUCAGCAUGUGCUCCAGCACGCAGUGUUGCUAUUACACCUGCUGCAACUGGCGGCAACGCAAGUUUCAAAGCUGGAAGUCUGGAUCCUCGCAGCAGCAACCGGUAUAGCAACAGCAGCUGCCGCGGUGUACAUCCAGCUCAGCUCCGACUUCGUCGCAGACCUGCGCAACGGGUUUUGCAGACAUUCCUUCUUGAAGUCUCAAGCGGCUUGCCUUGCUGCCGUGCCAGAGGGAUUUGUAGGCGAGGGCCCCUGGGUGUCUUGGGCAUCUUUCUUUGAGGCCGAAGGUUUAGGGGGAGCCUUACUGGCGUUUGUUGGAUUCGUCGCUGUAUCCGUUGGUGCUGCCACGGCUGCUGCUGCCGCUGUUGCCAAGCUAGCGCCGCAAGCCGCGGGGUCCGGGAUUGCUGACACAAAGGUUUUCAUGCGCGGCUUCCGAGACAGCACGUUCCUGUCACCCCGCGUGCUCGUUGUAAAGUUGCUGACCUUGUCGCUGGCGGUUGGCAGUGGCUUGUCCUUGGGCAAGGAGGGCCCCAUGGUGCACAUUGCAUGCUGUGUGGGGUUUCUUCUGCUUGGCGUCUGCCAGUGGGCUGCUGCUGCGCUUCCUCGGGCGUGGACACGCUACAGACAACGCGCCGCAGCCCACUGGUGCACCCUUCGUCGCAGUCUCGUGCUGCUGUGUCUUUCCGGCAGGAGGCGUGUGCUGACAGAUGAGGCGGCCCUCGAGGCUUCGUCACCCGGCUUGAGGGCUGUGCAGAAGACUCGCAGCCUCUCUCUGAAUCGCAGAAGACACGACCACGCUCAGACGCUAGGACCUACCGAUCCAGACGAAACCACGAAUGCGAUUCUCCUUGCCGCGUGUGCAGCGGGCGUCGGAUGCGCCUUCUCUGCUCCGAUUGGUGGCUUGUUGUUUGCUUUUGAGGAGAUGGCUGGUGGCCUAGGGACCUUCGAGAAUUUGUUUUCACGGUGCAGCGCAGACGCAUCGGCAGAUCCCUUGAACCUCUGCGUCCGCAUGAGCACUGCCAGCAGCAGCAGCAGCAGCAGCAGCAGCGCGAGCAGUCAAGGACCAACACUCUCCGACGCGUACCGCGUGGAUGCGAGUCUCGCCCUCGAGCUGUGUUGCGUCUUGCUGUGCAAGACCCUGCUUACGGUUUUUUCCUUUGGACUGAUGGUGCCAGCGGGCAUCUUCAUCCCGGCUCUCACUAUCGGCGCCUCAUAUGGCCGUCUCCUGGGCCUGCUGAUGUUGCGCCUUCGCCCUGUCUUUGCCUCUUCGGCCGCUUCGCUUGGAGGCUUUGCCACUCCUGGAGCCUACGCGCUGGUGGGAGCCGUCUCCUUCCUGGGGGGCGUUACGCAGACCAACAUUGCUCUGAUUGUGAUUUUGAUCGAAGUCACAAAGACUUCCGCAGCUCUGGCUCUUCCCUUCCUCCUCUCCCUUGCCUUCGCCAAGCUCCUCAGCGCACGGGCACAGCAGGGCGGAUUCUAUGCUGCUCUUAUUCGCUUCAAAAAGCAACCCUUCUUCUUCAAUGAGGGCCAGGUUUGUUUCGACGGACUGAGUGCGGAGGAAGUGAUGAAGAAGGAUGUGUGCGUCGUGGCUGUUGACGAAGGCCUCACCCUCGCGAGUCUGAAAGCCUUGGCUGACACCAACAAGCGACUUUGUGGAUAUCUGCAUGCGUGGCAGUUGCGAUUGCUGCUGCAGCAUUUGCUGCUGCUGGAGCACCCCCUUGUGCAUGCACACACGUUGGUGUCUUUCUAUGCCUUCCGCUCAGCAGUUACGGUUGCUGGCGGAGUCCCCCUGCAGCAGAGGCAGCAAAAACUGCAGGAAAAGGCCCUGAGGUCGUCUGUAUCACUCCUCAUCCUUGACCAGGAAGGUGGUCUCUUGCAGGCUCUCCCGCUGUUGCAGAUGGCAGCAGACGGCCGACUCCGAAUUCCGCCAGUGAUCGCUACAGCAGCAGUAGCUGCAGAAGGUGGAGGGGUGGCAUGUGAGCAGGCUGGAAAACUGGCAGCAGCAGUAAAGUGCAGCACCGGCAGACUUCCUGCGGGCUGUGUUGAAAUGCAGCCGCAGAUGGACCCCAUUUGUCAUCCAUCAGAUCGUAAUACUGCUGCAACGGAAGGAUGUGGCAGUACUGCUGCUGGGGAGGCCCUAGCGGGGCACCAGGUGUUUGUGGAUCUCUCCCUCUUGGUCGAUGAGGAAGUGCUGCAGCUGCCGCCCCACACUCCCCUUCUGCAUGUGUAUAGAAUGUUUGGAUUGCUGCAAUGCGAGACUUGUCUUAUCUCCCGUUGCGGCGUGCUGGAAGGCCUCAUUGGCAGGAAGAGCUUCCUUACCACGAUGAGGACUCCCCAGCUGGACGAGUGUUGCUGA